GGUAUUUCGUCCCAUACACGGUCACACUCGUGCACUGUGGAAGCAAUUUUUCGCAACUUGAUAUUAAUUCUGUUUGAUCGGCUCGGGCAAAAUGUUUUCCAUUCUGGUCGGCUGGCCUUAGAAAUAGACGCCUAAAGUUCGAUUCAAUUCGCUUGGCACCAGCAAUCUUUCAUCCGCGCAAGAGAAAAGCGAGGAAAGUGUAGAGCGACCAGAGCCCUGUUGAAACAGAGUCGGCGAAGGAUUGGUGAAGGGGGUGGCGCAGAGGCGGCUGAAGGCAAAAGUCUUUUAAGGCGAUUCAACGACAAAAAAGCCAGGGCCAUUUACCUUUGAUUUUGCAGGCAUGGAGAGUCCUUGUGAAUCGGAGAGCUCGCUGGACGGCGGCACUAUGCUGCCCCCGAGUCCAGUUUCCCGGGAGCAGCUCCAGAAGCGGAUCGAGUCGUUGACCCAGCAAAACAAGGUGCUGAAAGCCGAGCUGGACACCUUUAAAACCAAGUGCAAGGUGGUGCAGGAGGAGAAUCGCUGCCUCAAACAGGCUUCGGUCAUCAUUCAAGCCAAAGCCGAGCAGGAGGAGGAGUACAUCUCGAACACGCUACUGAAAAAGAUCCAGGCGCUGAAGAAGGAAAAGGAGACGCUGGCGCAUCACUACGAGCGCGAGGAGGAGUGCCUGACCAACGAUCUCUCCCGGAAGCUCGACCAGCUGCGCCAGGAGAAGUGCAAGUUGGAGCAGACGCUCGAGCAGGAGCAGGAGUGCCUGGUGAACAAGCUGAUGCGCAAGAUCGAGAAACUCCAGGCGGAGACGGACAACAAGCAGACGAACCUCGAGCAGCUGCGCCGCGAAAUGGUCGAACUGGAGAACACGCUGGAGCAGGAACAGGAGGCGCUGGUCAACAAGCUGUGGAAGCGCAUGGACAAGCUGGAGACCGAAAAGCGUUCGCUGCAGAUCAAGCUGGACCAGCCGGUCUCCGAUCCCACUACGCCGCGCGACAUCACCAACAAUGCGCAUGCCAACGGUGGUGACACGGCCACCAGCUUGAGUGCCCACAUCCAGAUACUUCGCUCUGAGGUGCUCCGAUAUCGCUCCGACCUGGCCGCCGCCCAGAAGGAGGCCACCAUCAAGACGCAGCAGUACGCGCUGGAGGAGAAGUCGAUACGCGAGGAGAACGCCCGUCUGCAGCGAAAACUCAAGCAGGAGGUGGAGCGCCGCGAGGCACUGUGCCGGCACCUCUCCGAAUCGGAAUCCUCGCUGGAGAUGGACGAGGAGCGCUUCUACAACGAGAGCCUGAUGGCCGGCGGUCCGACGGCUGCAGCGGCGGCGGCAGCAGCGGCCGCAGCCUCGGCGGUCAGCGCCCAGCGCCAGCGCACCAUCAGCAGUCCCGUCUCCCACAGUCCCUCGAGCAGUCGGCCCUUGAGUCCCGGGACGGCGGGCCAGAACCGCUGCUACGCUUGCGGCCAGUUAGUGAAUCGUCGCGCCAGCGAACGCUUUAUCAAGCCAGCACUGCCAACGCCCAUGCUGGGCCUAAACACUUCCGCACCCAACGUGUUGACCUCCACGAACCCGCUGCUCGGCAUCCUGGGCACCGGCAGCUCCUCCUCGUCGGCAUCCGUGUCAGCUGGGAACGCCGCUGGCGGCUUCCUCUCGAAUCUGGGCGGCGAACGCCUCAGCCUCGGUUCGAUGCCCUCGUCGGGCGGCAGUGCCACCUUUUUGGCCGGCGGCGGCGGCGGAGGAGGUGGAAGCGGUUUGCUGGCCCAGCUGACGGGCAACUCAAGCGCCUCGUCGUCGUCGUCCAACCUGAUGAACAUCAGCCUGAAUAACUCGUCCAGCGGCAAUCUGGUGAACAGCAGCAGCAACUCCUCACUGUCGGCGUUUACGCCAACCAAUCCGCCCAGCUCGGCGGCCACGGCCUUCAUUCAGCCGGCCAGUCCCAUGGACACGUCCACCUGCAAGGAUUAGGCCAGGAUCGGGAUGCAGUUGCCCUGCAACAGGGGAAACCGAAAGAAAUCAUGACUUAUUUUCACUUUCACACACUACACGAGAAACACAUACACUAUAAUCAUAAAAAAACACGCACGCAUGCAAGCAACCAGUUAAACGACCGUAAAAACAUAAGGAAACACACACAGAAAACAAAUAUGAGAAAGUAAAUAUCGUAAGCUUCUCCAAGGCACGACUCAAAGUCGGCUCAUUUAUAUAUGGUUAAUAUGUAUAUGUAUGUUCUAUUUGAUCAAAAUCUCUUAAAACCUUUCAAUAUCGGAAUUCCUAGGCGAACGAAUAUUUAACGCUAAUGUUUAAGAUUUGAAUGUUUUCUACUUUUGCUCGGUUCCAGUUAAAGUUAAGUGAAAAACAGCAUAUAAUGAGGAUAUCGGAGAUUUGGAGGAUAUAGAGGAGGAGGAUGGACAGCACACGCUAACCAGAUCGUAUGAAUUUAUAAAACGGUGAAUUCUAUUCAUGUCGAAACCAAUUUCCCACAAUUCCUUCGCACGUGGGCCUAAAAAUUUUGAAGUAUGUUUAUGUAAGCCAACAAAAUAAAGUUCAACAAUUUAAAAUUAAACUAA
Molecule: messenger RNA, 2553 nt
Organism: Drosophila ficusphila
Lineage: Eukaryota; Metazoa; Arthropoda; Insecta; Diptera; Drosophilidae
Product: coiled-coil domain-containing protein 6
Exons: 5
Coding region: 341-1951 (536 amino acids)
Source: RefSeq, a predicted model, not a curated record